This is a messenger RNA of Vespa velutina, 5073 nucleotides long. RefSeq names its product xaa-Pro aminopeptidase 1. Gene Ontology annotation, molecular function: metalloaminopeptidase activity. The coding region runs from base 2420 to 4684 and encodes 754 amino acids. The transcript has 13 exons. The record is from RefSeq and is a predicted model, not a curated record. NCBI's taxonomy places the organism in Eukaryota, Metazoa, Arthropoda, Insecta, Hymenoptera, Vespidae.
GAAUUAUGGCGGUCCUGAAAGGAUCCAAGUAUCCAAGUAAAUCCAGCAGAACGAGUAAUACUUUCCGUUUCGCUAACGAGCGAUUAGAGUAUAAUUCACAAUAGGAUUUAAUCGAGUAAUGCGACGCGAAACAGAGUACGAGGUUAAUUACUAACGGCUCGCCGAGCGAUUGGCAUCAUCGUUUAUGGCUUUCGAAGCCAACAGUUAUCUCUUUGAUUCAAACACACAUACACCAAAUCCUCCUAAUGGUCCUACCAUUAGACGUGGGUUAAUGACCAAUUGCAGAAAGGAUUGUCCUCUGUGUUUGACACAAUAUACGUAUACAUAUAUAUACAAGUAUACAUACAUACAUAUAUAUAUAUAUAUAUAUAUAUAUAUACAUAUAAUAUAUAUCUGUUUGUAUGUAUGUGUUUCCAUUACUAUAGAAUAAUUGAUGUAGAAUAAUCAUUGUUAGUCAUGUUAUGAAUUUGAUCGAAGAUAAGGGAUUUUAAAUUUACAAAAGACAUCAAAAUCAGAUUGUUACAACGUAAUAUCUAUAUAAUUUCACUGGAUUAAUAUCAAGAUGCGUAUUAAUUUGAAUUGAAAGAUAUAUUGGCCGUAUUAAUCGAAUUAAUCUCCUAGAAAAGAUUUAACUGAAAAAGUGUUCUAUUAGCUUUAAGAUAAUUUGGAUGAUAAGUGGGCAUGUAGUAGAUUCUAAUAAUAAAACGUAUUAAUAAAAGUCUGUGAGCUCUCCCCUCGAGGUCAUAUACAAUGUUAUCAGGAAUUAGCACUGCUAACUUCGACAAGGACGUCGACAAGAAUUAAUAAAAACGAUUAUCGAGUUCUUGGAAACCAACGAAAAAAAAGGAAAAAAAAAAAGAAGAAAAAAAAAGAAAGCAGAAAAAAGGAAGCAAAAAAAUUACACCUGAUUUCCGAUCAAACGACUUUUAUGUCUAUCUUUUUAUCCUCUCUAUCUUUAUCCCUCUCUCUCUCUCUCUCUCUCUCUCUCUCUCUCUCUCUCUAUUUCUCUCUCUUUUCCUCUCCCUCAUUCAUUCCUCCUGUCAAAGGAAUUGAUUAAUGGACCGAACCGAUUUCCAGCAGGAGUACACGAAGUCUGUUUUUCCUCUCUCUCUCUCUCUCUCUCUCUCUCUCUCUCUCUCUCUCUCUCUCUCUCUCUCUCUCUCUCUCUCUCUCUCCUCUCGCACACAUGCAUACAUACACACACAUACACAUUAGUCUUCUUAUACCUCUCAAAGUAACGACACCGUUUAUACCGUCACGAUUUUGGUCUCUAGCACUAAGUUCGUAUGUAUGUAUGUAUGUAUGUAUGUAUGCAUGUAUGUAUGUAUGUAUGUAUGUACAAAAAUAUCAACGAUCCUCCUCCGUGAACGCGAAGAGGAUACGAAAAAAGAGAGGGUAAAAUCGUUGGAGGAGUUUUACUGGCUUGGGACGGUAACGGGAAAAGAGAAAGAUUACAAGUAGGUGGAAGAGGAUGAGGAUGAGAAUGAUGAUGAGGAGGAGGAGGAGGAGGAGCAGGAGAAGCAGCAGGAGGAAGAGGAGGAGGAGGGGAAAGCAGUAGCACUCUUCUCUCUGUCCUCGCGCUUGAGAGAACGAACGAAUAGAAGAGGCAAGCAGUCGUUAUACUCGGGUCUUUCGUGACAGGCUAACUUUUCGGAUAUGUUCGAUAUUACAUAUGUAAUUUUUGUUUGAACGAUAUAUAAUAAUAUAAAAUUAUUUAAUCGAUAAUUAAUUAUUUAUAAAAUUUCGUCAUGGUGAUAGAGAUCAAUCAUAAGAAGAAGUAUUAUCGUUCGAUUCGUUCAUUUGUAUAAUAAUAAUAAAAAAAAAAAAAAGGAAUGAAAAUGAAUUGCCAAUAAAAAUUUAAUGCUCUUAUCGUAAAAUUAAUAUUUGUAUAUUUGGUAAAGAGAACGACAGAGAGAGAGAGAGAGAGAGAGAGAGAGAGAGAAAAGAAGAUAAUCUAUUUUUUAUGAAGAAUACAAAUAUCAAAAGUGAAAAGAAUACGAUAAUCAAGAAGAGUUUACAUUAUUCGUUUGUUCAGAUCGAUCUAGUAAAACAUCCCAUUGGUAAACGUGAGGAUUUCAACCCUUAGAAAAAAGUGAAGGAUAAAAGCAAGAGGGGAAAGUAAAUUUAAAAAGGGAAAGAGGAGGAGGAGUGGAUAUAGCGUAUAUAAAAAGAGUAGGAUUUUCAUUUGGAAAGGUCGAGGUAAAUAUUGACACCUGCUGACACAGCUGGUCGGACUUUUGUGUCCAGGUAUAAAGUAAACGAAGGGUGGAAAAAAGGUGACAGUAUACGACGAGCCACGUGCCGAUCGAACAGGAUCAUUCGACCUCCCCCACCAGCUACGAUAACAACGUCAACCUUCGACCAACAACGAGUUUACGUCUACGAGUUUGAAUUAUUACUAUCUCGGAUCUGUGUUAUCAUGACGAAGUCAGGAAAAUCGAUCUGCAAAAUUUCUAAACAUUUUUAUACACGGAUUCUAAUCGUCAUGAAGAUAAUACUGAUAACUAUCUUACUGGGUUGUAGCUUCGGUUUGACAAAGUUACAAAGGAGCCCAGAAUUCUUAUUUUAUAAUUACAAUGGCGCCAAAAGAUCUUAUUGUCCUCUGAGUGAACAUAUCGGUAAUCAACCUGUUAACAGAAAGGAUACAUCUCUAAGAUUAAGACAAUUAAGAUCUGAAAUGGUCCGAGUUGCAUCGAUCGAAACAGCACCACUGCAUGGUUAUAUUGUAACGUCGGACGACGAACAUCAGAGCGAAACCGUCGAUCCACGAGAUAUGAGAAGAGAAUUUUUAACCGGAUUUUAUGGUAGCGCCGGAGACGCAGUUGUAACAUUAGCAAAAGCUGUUCUGUGGACAGAUGGAAGAUAUCAUCUGCAAGCAGAUUUAGAACUUGAUUGCAAUUGGAUACUCAUGAAAAGGGGACGAAAACCCAUCCCAACAAUAACCGAAUGGUUGAAACAUGAAUUUCAAAAUCGGCCGAACAUCCGAAUAGGUGCAGAUCCGAAGUUAGUACCUGCAGCUAUAUGGGAAGCUUGGGAAAGAGAUUUAGUAAAUACAUCCAUAAAUUUGGUGGCAGUUCGCAAAAAUUUGGUGGACUUAAUCUGGCAAGUGGGACGACCAAAUUACAAUUCUUACGCAGCAUACCCAUUGAAAAAUGAAUAUGCAGGGAAAUCAUGGCAAGAAAAAAUAAAAGAUAUAAGAUUAGAGAUGAGUCUUGUCGAGGCGGAUGCUCUUGUAGUUACAGCAUUAGAUGAAAUAGCUUGGCUCUUCAAUAUUCGAGGAUACGAUCUUCCUCAUACUCCUGUUCUCAGAUCUUACGUCAUCGUAACACAAGGAUCUCUUCAUCUUUACGCAUCCAAACAUAAACUUUUGCGAUCUGUCGAUACGCAUUUAAAAAUGGAUUCUUGCUUUCACGCGGAUUGCGUCAAAUGGCACAAUGAAACGUGUAUCUGGGAUGAUUUAAGGACAAUGUCUCAAGCGUGGAAGAAAAUUUGGCUACCAACACCAUGUGGAUAUGCUCAAGGAGCUUCAAAAGAAAUAUAUUCUUCCAUUCCAGCUGAGAAACGAUUACCAAAAGCAUCGCCUAUAAUUGAUCUAAGAGCGGUAAAAAAUGAAAUUGAAGCUGAAGGCAUGAGAAAAGCUCAUAUCAGAGAUGGCAUGGCCAUGUGUGAUUUUCUUGCAUACAUGGAAGAACAAAUAUCCUUAAAUUCUGAGGGAUGGGAUGAGAUGCAAGUGUCGAGAGUCGUAAAUGAAUUUCGUUUGGAACAAGAAUUUAACAAGGGUAUUUCAUUUGCAACGAUUGCUGCUUACGGUGCUCAUGCCGCAUUACCUCAUUACGAACCAAUUAAUUUAACAAAUAUACCUAUAGGGAAAACUUCGAUGUUGGUUGUUGAUUCAGGUGGACAGUAUUUAGAUGGUACAACAGAUGUAACAAGAACAUUACAUUUUGGAGAACCUACUGAAGAACAAAAAAAGGCGUACACAAGAGUAUUAAUAGGAUCGAUACAAUUAUCUUCUUUAAUCUUUCCAGAUGAUCUGAUGACUGAUCAGAUUGAUGUAUUAGCAAGGAGAUCUCUUUGGAGUACCGGUAAUGACUACAUGCAUGGUACUGGUCAUGGGAUUGGACACUUUUCAUCCGUUCAUGAAUCUCCGAUUAGUAUAUCAUAUACAGGUGGUAUGUCUGUUACAUUAAAGCCAGGAUUUUUUUUAUCCAAUGAACCAGGAUUUUAUAAAAAGGGUGAUUUCGGUGUACGUUUAGAAAAUAUACUUGAAGUCGUGACUACCAACAUAUCGAAAACAACAGGACAAACUUUCUUAAAAUUUCGGGACGUCACUCUUGUACCAUAUGAACCUAAAUUGAUAGAUUUUAAUAUGUUAACACCAAUGCACUGUCCUUUGAUCAGUGAUAUACAUACUUCUAAUGAUGUGCAGCGCCGGUGGUUAAAUAAUUACAAUCAACGAAUCAGAGAAGAGGUGGGCAGAGAAUUAAAAAAACAUUUAAGAAUGAAAGGCUUUUAUUGGAUGAUGGACAAGACAAAAGACAUUCCUGAAUGGGGUAAAGUCAACAAGGACAUUCUUCUCGCACGUUCUCAUUCCAAUUCUUCUACAUUUAAAGAGAUUCAUGUAUUAGUGACCAUUACGAUUAUCUACAAUAUUAUUUUAAAUUUUGCAACGAUUUACAGUUAAUACAAAGGUUUAUUUAUUGUUCUACUUAAAAAAAUCUUGAAUAUAUAUAAAAUUAUUUAAUAUAAUAUAAAACAAAUAAAAUAUACAUUCUAUAUUGGAUUAGAAAAACAGAUACUUUAAUUUGUGUCAAUAAUUGUAACAUAACAAUGUACACACAUGAUAGUACAAUGAUAAUAGAUAUGUUUAGAAAAAAAAAAAAAAUGGAGACCUAUAUAUUGUGUGUUCCAUAUGUAAAGUACAAGUACAAUUGGACUGACUUUAAUAAGAAUUUUAAUCAGUCUAUAAAAAUCUAUGUGAUUAGCUAAACUAUUUAUUGAAAGCUAUAUUUAAGUAUUAUUAUAAUUUUACUGUGAUACAUAAUUGCAAUAAAUAUAUGAAUAUGUAAAAUA